Messenger RNA from Guyanagaster necrorhizus, 813 nucleotides. RefSeq names its product alpha/beta-hydrolase. The record is from RefSeq and is a predicted model, not a curated record. Gene Ontology annotation, biological process: lipid metabolic process. Lineage: Eukaryota; Fungi; Basidiomycota; Agaricomycetes; Agaricales; Physalacriaceae. Bases 1 to 813 code for a protein of 270 amino acids. The transcript has 7 exons.
AUGUUCCUCUUCAGACAUGUCUCCUUUCUCCCGAUCUUUCAGGUCCUUGGACUAAGCGGGAACCCUUCCGCCUUCCACAUCCGCUUUUAUCUUACUGUCGUUACUGACGACCAAAUCACAGCGUACAAACCGUACACAUUUUUUGCUAGUACAGCGUAUUGUCAGCCUAGUACUACUAUUAACUGGGAUUGCGGAUUUCCUUGUACGAGAAACCCGGAUUCCAUCCCCAUCGCAUCUGGCGGAGACGGUGACCUCGUUUUCUCUUAUACUCUCCCAGCGAAUCUCUACUUACUGACGUCGACUUUUUGCCUACCAACUUGGAUUUUGACCUUUUCCCUCAGUUCUCAUAUCCAAGUUCACAGCGGAUUCAAGGAGACCCAGGGAAAAUCAGCUGGCUCCUCAGAUCUGUUCCUGUGUCUACUUAUAUUUUGGCCUCAACCUAGGUCCGCGAAAGAUAUCUUACGAGCUGUGACAGCCGCUUUGUCUGAUCAUAACGCCAACAGCGUAACACUUGUUGGACAUUCGCUCGCCGCCGCACUAUCACUCUUGGAUGCUGUGUAUCUCCCUCUCCAAUUGACGAAUGCUACUUUCAAGAUGAUCGGUUAUGGCAUGCCUCGCGUUGGAAAUCAAGAGUCUGCAGACUACGUGGAUUCUGCUCUGGCUGGGAACCUCACACACAAAGAUUUCAUCUUGGCGUUGCCAGCGAAACUUCUGGGAUUCCGCCACCCUUCCGGCGAGAUUCAUAUUGAAGACAACAACAAUUGGAACUCUUGUCCAGAUACACUGAGCUUUGACGGCCGGGAGACGUGUUGA